CGCCCUACGCCCGCCCGGCCUCGCCUCGCGAGGGCUGCGUUGCCGCGUCUCCUGUCGCCCACACCUUCCCGCCCGUCUUCGUCCAGCUGCCGACAUCGUCAGUACCCCGCCCAGCACCGUGUCGACCAAUGUGUCGCUCACACCCGACAUAGCGGGCUCGCCCAGCACUGGCGGUCCUGCUGUCCUCGCGCGUCCGCUCCCGCCGCGUCCGGCCAGGUCGCUUUCGUCGCAAGCAGUAACUCGACACGGUAUAGCACGUCGCUCGCCAUGGUCACCAAGUACGACCGCCCCGAGUCGCACUUUACGGCGCCUUCCGACUCGGCCCUCUCGCGCGACUUUGACGAGGACACGUCGACUUUCUGCUACGCCUUCUCGCGCCCCCUCGUCAAGUGA
Rhodotorula graminis WP1 is the source of this 393-nucleotide messenger RNA. RefSeq lists its product as uncharacterized. NCBI's taxonomy places the organism in Eukaryota, Fungi, Basidiomycota, Microbotryomycetes, Sporidiobolales, Sporidiobolaceae. The record is from RefSeq and is a predicted model, not a curated record. The transcript has 3 exons. The annotation marks the transcript as partial.